Messenger RNA from Cercopithifilaria johnstoni, 870 nucleotides. NCBI's taxonomy places the organism in Eukaryota, Metazoa, Nematoda, Chromadorea, Rhabditida, Onchocercidae. The record is from the annotation of a GenBank genome assembly.
AUGAAGCAUGAGGAGGACUGUGACGAUUUUCAGGAUCCUAUGUUAGCGGAGAAUCUUCCAAAAUAUUCGACCUGUAUAUGUUGUGAUAAAGAAAAGUGCGACUUCAAAAGUCUGCUGUCGGAAUCAGACACCGAUAAAGCAGAUUUUGAUUUGGAGAUCGAAACCGCUUGUGAGAUUUUGGAGAAUUUGUAUCAGGAGUCGUACAGUGAAGAAUGGCAAGAAUUCUUUGACCAAUACAACAGUACUGAUGGCAUUCAAGAAAUAUAUGUGAAAAGAGAUGAUUGGAAUACUCCCGAAGGCCCACGAAAACGCUAUCAGCGUUUUCGUGAUAAACGUUAUGUUUGUGAUGAAUGCGGUCGUUGUUUUACUUUAAAACAAAAUGUUCAAUAUCACAUCGUUACGUAUCACCUUGGUAAUCAGCAGAUCACCACCAAUCGCGGUAAACGUUAUGUUUGCCUUACUUGUCAGAAAGUGUAUCGAAGUGUUGAAGCAGCUCGACAACACAAUGCACGAGAACAUUUCCGCUUGCCCAAUAUACAAAUUCAUCGCUGUUCCACAUGCACUCGUAUUUUCCCAAACAAUACCCAAUUAAAAGAACAUAUUUCCAUACAGCAUUUACAAGAGAAGCCACAUAUAUGUGAUAAAUGUGGCUCACGUUUUGGCCGACAAGGAGGCCUUCGACGUCAUCUUAUAAUGGUACAUACGAAUCGGAGAUAUAAUUGCACCUAUCCAGGUUGCACCCAUCCUGGUUUCAAAUGUUCUAAGGCUUUAGCAGCUCACAUUCGAUCACAGCAUACUAAAGACAGGCCGUUAGUUCAUAUCAGAAUUUGCAAAACUUUUAAACUAAGCAGUAACGUGCAUGUGAUAUAG